Molecule: messenger RNA, 3899 nt
Organism: Gallus gallus (chicken)
Lineage: Eukaryota; Metazoa; Chordata; Aves; Galliformes; Phasianidae
Exons: 2
Coding region: 16-429 (137 amino acids)
Biological process (GO): regulation of transcription by RNA polymerase II; developmental process
Molecular function (GO): DNA-binding transcription factor activity, RNA polymerase II-specific; protein dimerization activity; RNA polymerase II transcription regulatory region sequence-specific DNA binding
Source: RefSeq, a predicted model, not a curated record
GCGGCGGCAGGCAGCAUGAAGGCCGCCGAGGGGGCGGCGGCGGCGGGCGCCGGGCAGCACCGGGCGGGAGACGGCGGCGGAGCCGCGGUGCGAACCCCGGCCGGGAACGGCGGGCGGCGACGGAGGCGGCGGGAGGGCGGCGGCAGGCAGCGGGCGGCGGCCAACGCCCGCGAGCGGGACCGCACGCACAGCGUCAACACGGCCUUCGGCGCCCUGCGCACGCUCAUCCCCACCGAGCCGGCCGACCGCAAGCUGUCCAAGGUGGAGACGCUGCGCCUGGCCUCCAGCUACAUCUCGCACCUGGCCAACGUGCUGCGCCUGCAGAGCCCCGCCGCCCCGCAGCCCUGCCCGCAGCGCCCCAUCUGUACCUUCUGCCUCAGCGAGCAGCGCAAGCGGCACCGAGAGGCCGAGGGGCCGCUGGCGGUGUGAGCUGCAGGCCGAGGAGCUCUCGGCGGAGGGAAGCAGACUUCUGCACAGCCUUCCAACAGUUACUUCUUCGGCUCUCGUGCUUCGGUUCGCGCUGCAGCGGGUUUGUUCGGGGGCACCGUGCAAGCGUGAAACCGAAGCCUGCGGACACGCUUGCACCUGGCACAGCAGCUAUUUUCGCACGAGAAACGUUAAACCUGAGCAUCCCGGCCCCGCUGCCUUCCCCAACCUGUGUCACAUGGUGGAACUCGACCCGCCCCACGCACCGCCGGCAGGGGCUGACACGAGGCCGCCCACUCCUCCUCUGCCUGACCCCAGCAGCGGCCCUACGGAAGGUUGCUUUGGGGUGCGGGAAGCCCCCACUGCCAGCACUUCGUGUCCCAGCCCGGCAGCACGUGAUGCUUUUCCCUUCUUAACAGAGCAGCUCGCCCCAGCCCUCCAAAUAGCAGCAGGUGUCGGUAUGGCUGGCAGCAACUGUGCGGUAGAGGGGGGGUUCCCAAGGGCUCUCUAAAAUUACCCAUCAGCCAGGCCGUUCCUGUGUUGUGCCUGUACAACACUGAUGUCACCUGUCUCCCUGCCAUUUAUUAACUUACAUACUCUGUGUGCUUGCUUUUUAACAAGGCUAAAAAGGAGAUGUGCAUGGGAUGGUUUUCGUCCGUGAAUAAAGUGGCAAGCUAGACAUACAAGGCCCACUAGUGGUGGAUUGAAACUACAGCUGCUGUCUCUUACAUAGCUAUAUACACAAUCAUUGAACCCUCAGAGCUGAAAGGGACCUCUGAAGGCCAUCUAUUCCAACUACCCUGCAAUGAACAGGGACACCACGGCUAGAGCAGGUUGCCCAAGGCCUUAUAUAUUUAGUUAACUAUUUAUUAUUACUUUAUAUUCUUUAAAAGCUUUCUAACUGUACCACUCAGAAGUGCUCCACAAACAACUGCCCUUUUUGCCUCCCCAGUGCCAGCCGUUCAGUUCUCCUGCACAGCCAAAUUUGAGGGCUGAAGGAGCAGCACUCGUUACAUCACUUUUGACAUAGAAUUUUCCUCCCCCUCACUGGCGAGGCUGCACCUCCAGUACUGUGGUCAGCUUUGGGCCCCUCACUACAUGGCAGACAUUGAAGCCCUACAGCAUGUCUGGAAAAGGGCAACAGAGCUGUGAGAGGUUUGAAGCACAGACCUAUGGGGAGCAGCUGAAGGAGUUGGGAUUGUCCAGUCUGGAGAAGGAGACUCAGGGGAGAUUCAAAGCACAAUGCCAAUUCUGGCACAUAUAACAAAGAACUACUAUCAUUAGCAAGAACAUCAUCUCGGUGUAUUGCUUGUGCAGCAGUAGUUACAGUUCUUUCUCACCUCCCCAGUGCACACUAACUGCCUUAUUUUCACACUGAGAAAAGAAAACAACAUGGUACCUAGAAAACCUGCACUACAUUUCUUCCUUAAAAUCCCAGUCAAGAAAAAUACUACAGCAAAUUUCCAGUGAGCCCACACCCAACUCACUCACUGAAAGCCACAUGCUAUAUUUUCCUGGAUUGAGAAGAGCUCAAUGGCUUUAGAAGUUUUCCACCAUUACUUUGCUUUCAAAUUGCUGCCAGAUUGUGAUCUUUGUUUUGCUUUGGCAUUGAUUCUUCAAGCUGGAACUCCUUCCUGCUUAUGCAGAGUGCUUUCUCAUUUUUGGUUUUGUGUCUGUGUGUGUGCAGGUAUAGAUUUCUACAAAUGUGUCUUCCAAAUGUGACUUCCUUCUUGCAGGUUUGAAAAAGCUUAUCUGUUAAAAGCUUCCUUGCUUUAUAACUGAACCUGAUCAUAGAGCAAGUUCUACAUCCUUUAAACCAAAGCAUCGGAGCUGCUUUACAGCCAACACUAUUCAUUUGGUUGUGUAAUUCAAUGUAACACACUGAAAUGAAAGAAGUAAUGCAAUUUCAAACAAUUUCAGGUAAAUUUUGUAUUGAUUAUGCUCUGAAUUUUGCAGCGUUGUGAUGUCACUGUGGGUACAGAAGUAUCUCUUAGCCUAUUAGAAUACAUUGCAUUUGUCAUCUCUACAGCUAUUAAAAGAAGUGAGCGUAAAGAAAGCGAGGUUUGCCUUCUCACUGUAGUAUUAGCUAAGAGCUCAUAGCUUGAAACUUGCGAAUCAUUUACACAAUUCCACAGGAAUUUGACUUUCUCACUGCAAAUGAGACUUCAUCUCUGUAGUUUUACAUGAGAUUUAUACACGAUAUUUUUUCAAUAACAAAAACAGGAGCAGGCUGGUGCAACUUGGCCGUAUCUCCUGCUUAUAGCAGCUCUGUGUAGCUUUAAAUUCUUCUCUUUACUCAGGAUGAAUGGCUGAGUUCAGCUGGGCUUGAAGAUUUCAGUAUUAUGCUCAGGGUUUCAAUUACUAAAUAAUAUUGGAAUUUCAGUAAUGCUGAUUGAGUGUGGCAGAAAUUGGGCCCCAGAGCACCAUGGCCCAAAUAUUCAUGGUAUAGACAGAUAAUACUUAUCCAAAACAAUUAUGAUUGUAAUUUCUCUGAGGAGCAGACCUUAGGCCCACACAUACACAGAUUGAACACUAUGCAUUUGUACAUAAAUAAGGACAGAUCCUCACCUUUCCUGAAAUUUAUCUAUAAUUUAAAACUCCCCUGCACUCAGGAGCAGGAAGAGGUAGAGAAGUCAGCUGUUACACACAACAUAAAUCCUAUAUGCCCCUAAUAAACCCAGGGAAAGAGUUUAAUUUCUAGAGAGACAGGUGGAUUGAGUUCACCUUUAAAGAGUGUAAGCACAAGGUCACUCAUCAUCAUUAUUUUGAGUUUUUACUGUAUGAAUUCAUAUACCUUAUCAAUUCUAUUAUUUUAAUCAUUUGGUAGAGAGGCAUUGUCCCAUAUGCAUUUAUGAGACAAUUGUGAAACCUGGGAGUCUAACAGCAGGUACUUCAUCAGAUGUUCAGGCACUGGAAUGACAGGAGCCUUUCCAGACCUGCUGAGCAUCCUCUUGUUUUACCAAAGAGAUUGGGUUUUCCACCUAUUUGUAGAUACAUUCUGUUAGAACAGCAACAUGCUUUAUGCCAAUUUUGUUUUCUUGUAUACACUCAGCUAUUCAAUUUACAUGAUGCAUAAGUGAAAGUGGUGAGAUAUACACCAUUUGAUCUUAUAUCCUAUUAAGUCACUGUUAAAGUAUUCCAAGCAUAGUACUUUGUAUAAAUCAUUGUACUUAGUCUGCUGUGUUACAAUACAAGAACAGCAUCAAGCAAAAUGAAUAAAGCACAUUUGAUUGUACUGGUUAAGUUAAAAUAACCAAAUACUACAUUCAGAUAGUUAUCUAUGGAUUAAUCAUAAUGUAAGGCAGUGUGUUUUACUGUUUGCUACCGUUUUCAAUUCUGUACUUCAAAACAGAAGUUCUUUCUAAUAACUUCCUGAGAAGUCUGCUUCUUUACAAAUACCUAUUUGUGUGUGCAAAAUGUGUUUGUAUUUGCUAAAAUAAAUGUUAUUUUUGUUACUAAUUUAAACAAUGAAA